Molecule: messenger RNA, 1197 nt
Organism: Penicillium cataractarum
Lineage: Eukaryota; Fungi; Ascomycota; Eurotiomycetes; Eurotiales; Aspergillaceae
Product: NADH:flavin oxidoreductase/NADH oxidase
Exons: 2
Coding region: 1-1197 (398 amino acids)
Cellular component (GO): intracellular anatomical structure
Molecular function (GO): NADP binding; NADPH dehydrogenase activity; FMN binding
Source: RefSeq, a predicted model, not a curated record
AUGACCAACUGGCCCGACGUGCACAUUAAGGCAGCCGAGGGCGUGCCUUUUUAUGCUCCGGCACAGACUCCUACUGCUGGAACCGCUCGUGACCCCCAAACUAGCGGCAAGCCUAUUCCCAAGCUUGCCGACGACGGACAUAUCACACCAUGGCACCUGACUCACUAUGGUGGAAUUGCCCAGAGAGGUCCUGGAAUGAUGAUCGUCGAGGCGACUGGCGUUCUCCCCGAGGGUCGCAUCACUCCUGGCUGUCUCGGGCUGUGGAAAGACUCGCAGAUCGGCCCACUCAAGCAAGUGAUUGAUUUCGCUCACAGUCAGGGCCAAAAGAUCGGUGUCCAACUUGCUCAUGCUGGGCGCAAAGCGUCUACUAUGCCUCCCUGGGUUGGCGCAGCCACGGCUACAAAUGCGGUUGGCGGUUGGGUGGAGCAAGUUAAAGCUCCCAGCGCUAUUCCUUUUGGCCCAAACGAUAUCGUCCCCAAGGCGAUGACCUCUGAGGAUAUUCAGGAAUUGAAGGAUGCUUGGGUGGCCGCAACAAAGCGUGCACUUGCUGCAGGUGUCGAUUUUAUUGAAAUCCACGCAGCACACGGUUAUCUGCUUUCGUCGUUCCUUAGCGCAUCAUCCAACAAGCGUACCGAUAGUUACGGCGGAAGCUUCGAAAAUCGUAUUCGGCUUUUUCUCGACGUUGCCCAUCUGACUCGUCAUGCUGUCGGCCCAAAUAUGCCUGUGUUCCUCUGCGUCUCUGCUACCGACUGGCUAGAGAACCGCCCCGAAGAACAGGGAUGGGGAAUCAACGAUACAGUCGAGUUUGCGCGUGCGCUUGCCGAUCAAGGCUGCAUUGACCUCAUCGAUAUCAGCAGUGGAGGUGUUCAUUCAGCACAAAAGAUUACCUCCGGCCCGGCAUUCCAGGUUCUUUUCGCCGCGGCAGUCAAGAAAGCUGUUGGAGAUCGCCUGCUAGUCGCCGCCGUUGGUAUGAUUAACCAUGGCGAUGUUGCAGAGAAGAUCCUCCAAGACGACAAUUUGGAUGUAAUCCUAGUUGGACGGGCGUUCCAACGGGAUACUGGUUUAGCCUGGCAUUUUGCCAAGGAUCUAGAUGUUGAGAUUGCUAUGGCUGCUCAGAUCCGGUGGGGGUUCACCAGUUUCCGCAAUGCUUCGGGAUACAUCCAGCCAAACUCUAUGAAGGCGUCCAUCUUUGAUUGA